Debaryomyces hansenii CBS767 is the source of this 2094-nucleotide messenger RNA. Its product is annotated as DEHA2B10076p. Gene Ontology annotation, biological process: response to starvation; autophagy. Gene Ontology annotation, cellular component: cytoplasm. The record is from RefSeq and is a predicted model, not a curated record. Lineage: Eukaryota; Fungi; Ascomycota; Pichiomycetes; Serinales; Debaryomycetaceae. Gene Ontology annotation, molecular function: protein binding. The transcript has a single exon. The coding region runs from base 1 to 2094 and encodes 697 amino acids.
AUGUUGAUCGUAUACCCAAAAUCAAAUCUUCUAGAGGUCUGGGAUUGGGUCCCUCCGAGCCACGCGAAGGUUACCACAAAAUGCAGUGGGGAUACGUUGUAUCUUCAGGGCCAGUACACGUUGUCGAUUCCACCAUCAGGCCCACCAGAAUACGGAUUUAAGUACACCAUCAAUGCUCCAGUACCAGGUGAAUCAAAAGAGUUUUCUAGAACAAUAGAAACGGUCAAAAUCUUAAGCGGGACAGUAGAGGAGGGGCAUACAAUCUUAGUUUUGAGUAAGACCUUAAACUUGCCCCUUCCCUAUGCUUUAGAAGUUCAUUUCCUCGGCAAAUCAAAUAAAACAUCAAUUCAGCAGAUAUUGGAGCUACCUUGUGUAAUGCAAGAAUCAUGUAGCGAACUUGAAUUCACUGUUAAAGCAAAUGAUAAUUUUAUAGUUGUUUCCAAUGACGAGGGGUUUUUAUAUUUAUUUAAGUUUGACGGGGAGGAAUACCGUCCUGCAAAUUUUGAUUUGAACUUACUGUCAAUAAGAAAAACAUCCUGCCAACCCAAUGCAAGCCAGGAUCUCUUAUCGUCAAAAUUGACGGAUGAGGAAAUACUAUUAAAGACAAGUUGUUUCGAUAACAAGCCUAUUUUCGAUAUAGUAGGUAAUUGGUUGGUUUAUUCGCCCACAAAGUUCGAAUAUGACCAUUUAAAGGUCAUAAACAAUACCAAUAACAAGCUAGCUAAUGAAUAUGAAAAUGACGAUAUCGAUCCAAUUUCUUCUUUUACAAAUAAGGAAAGCAACAGGAAACAAGAAUCAAUUUUCACCCCAGUAAGAUUACCACCACCGGGUCCUCUUUUAAACAGGGUUAUAUCUACGUUGUCCAACAAUGCUCUAGAUGGGUUGUUCAAGCUAUCAGAAGUUAGCUCCAGUAGAUUUAAAGCGUAUUUAAACAAGGACAAAGAAGUGGUUGCAAAAAAUGAACAGGACAUGGCUCAGUCUCUUAAUUCAAUUAGUAAAACAAUUGGUAAAGCGUUGUACUCAACAGCUUCAAACACCGUAUCAACCAUUCAGAAGAAGACAAUGGCUUCACAACCAAACAAUAAUCAACUUAUAAAGAUCAUCGAUUUAUCAAACGAUAAAAUAAUAGGAAUUUUUAAACCACCAGGAGGUGUUUCAAACUUGUCGCUUUCACCCUUUGAUUUACAACUAGUUCAUUCAAGCCAUAGGGGUGACAAUUUCUUCAUGUGGGACUUGUACAAAUUGCCAAAUGAAAUAUCGUUGAUUGGAAAAUUUAAUAGAGGUAAAACAUCAGCCAUAAUAAAGGAAAUAUUUUGGUUUGUAAGUAACUACGACAACACGAGCAUAAUACAAGGUAACAAUUUGGGGUUUGGAUGCAUAACAAAGGCAACUGGUUCAGUGCAUUGGUUCAACAUAAAUUACUUGUCAGGAGAUUUGACUAAUAAUUAUCCUAACAACCUUACUAAAGAUAAUCUGGAAGAUGUACCGCCAAAGGGACAAUUUUUGGAUUCUUGGGUUUUAUCAUCUAUUAAUGCCACUAAGUUUACUUCAUUACCUAACAUUGCAAACAAUAUUAACAGCAAGUACAAACCGAACUCAAAGUUUAAUAUUAAUCAAUUGGCAAUAUUGGAUAAUAAUGAUCAAAUUAAGCUUAUUUCACCUCUAAAUGGUAAUCAUCUUUUCAAGUAUGAGUUACCGAAGACAGAAGUGAACAAAGAAACUAUAUUUGAAAAUAACUUACAUGCAAUUGAUAAAUCGUCCAUCGAUCCUAAGGCCCAUGAGGUAGACUCGAUCACACCAUUAUCACAAGCUGAGAUUGAAACCUGUGGUCCAUAUUUGAAUUUGGUAAAUAACAAGAACGUCCAAUUCUCAACCUACGACUUCGAUGACAAUUCAAAGCCCGAUUUCGAAAAUUUCUUGAAAAAAUAUAGUGAGUUUGGAAACGAUAUCCCUUUUACAGAAAUAAAAUUUAAGAAUGAAAGACAGAAAGAUCCAAUCGAGCCUUUGUUGUCCGAUUUCUCAGAAGGGUUAGUUAUGGAUCAAGAAAACCUAGAGUCGUCCAUGAAAGACACAAGCCAAGAGUCGCUCGAUUAA